AUGAUUGUGUUAGAUAAAUUGCGAGUGAAAUUUUCUAAGCGGGAGAGGAAAGGUAAUUACUGGACCCUGGAUCCAAACUGUGAGAAGAUGUUUGACAACGGGAACUUCCGCCGGAAGCGGAAGCGCCGCUCAGAGGCCAGCAGCAGCUCCACGGUGGCUGCAGGGACAUCAAAAGCAGAGGAGGGUGUCUCCUCAGGGUUGGGGUCCGGAGUGGGCGGGAAGCCGGAAGGCGACAGCCCCUCCGUUCUGCUAAGGCCCCCCCAGUCCCCAGAGCCCCCCGAGGGCGCCAAGAGGACUGUCUCCUCCCCGGGAGGCCCCGUGCUCACCUCCACCCCGUGCCUCAACACCUUCUUCAGCAGCCUCAGCACCUUAAGCGUCAGCAGCAGUGGGAGCACCCAGCGAGCUGUCACUGGAGGCCACCACCUAGGGAUCCAGGGGGCCCACCUGCCCUCCAGCAGCACGUUUCCCGCCAGCUCAGUCUCGGAAGCCUCAGCAGACACCUUGCAGCUCAGCACCAGCACCGGCAGCAGCCAGAGAUCCUCCUAUUACAGCCCUUUCCCUGCCAGCACCGGCGCGGGGCAGAGCAGCCCCUUCAGCCCCCCUUUCUACAACUUCAGCAUGGUCAACAGCCUCAUCUACCCCCGGGAGGGCUCUGAGGUAUAG
This is a messenger RNA of Miniopterus natalensis, 663 nucleotides long. The record is from RefSeq and is a predicted model, not a curated record. NCBI's taxonomy places the organism in Eukaryota, Metazoa, Chordata, Mammalia, Chiroptera, Miniopteridae.